AUGGAAUUAUUAAAUAAUGAGGAACGAGAACUGUUGGCCAAAUACAAUAGAUACUUGACAAAGGACAAAACCUAAGAACCACUUAAAUACUCAGACAUCUUUUUAGGCAAACAUGAUUUAAAAGACAUGCCUUAACAGACCAAAGAAAAAUAAAUUCAAAAUUCAAAAUUACAAAUCAAAUCUUCAUCUGCCAAUAAGCGUGAUUAGUUUAAGAGUAUAAUUAAUGAAUUGAACAAUGUAUGCGAUUUCUUUCAUUGUUAGGUUCAAAAUAGAUAAUUGGACAAUAUUUUUAAGAGCAGUUCUGUUUGUGAGGAAAGUCAGAGAGAGAAACAAAUUAAUUAAUCUGAAAAGUAAAUUAUCAAUGAAAACCCACAACAAAAAACAAAUAAGAAUUCAGACAGACCAGAAAAAUAGACAAAAUAAUAGAAAUCGUUGCCGAAAGAGUAAAUACAAAAGAAACAAGACAAGAAACCAAAAUAAAAUGCCAGAGUAUCGAGUUCAUAGUCUACUAUUGAAAUUUAAUAGCAAUUUAAUGAGUAUGAUAAUAAUCCUUAGAUUUUAGGAAAUUAUUAUAAUAACUCAAUAAAUUGAUCUAGUUGAAGAAAAUAGAUAACAAAUUUUUUUUCAAUUUAAUUUCUAAGCAUGUUAAUGAAUGCCCUUCCUUUGGCAAAAGAAUAAAAGAAGAAAUUAAGGAAAUAUUAAAUUAAUUAUUAUGA
This is a messenger RNA of Paramecium octaurelia, 716 nucleotides long. Lineage: Eukaryota; Ciliophora; Oligohymenophorea; Peniculida; Parameciidae. The record is from the annotation of a GenBank genome assembly.